Messenger RNA from Culex pipiens pallens (northern house mosquito), 4750 nucleotides. RefSeq lists its product as uncharacterized. The record is from RefSeq and is a predicted model, not a curated record. Bases 1032 to 4454 code for a protein of 1140 amino acids. Gene Ontology annotation, molecular function: calcium ion binding. NCBI's taxonomy places the organism in Eukaryota, Metazoa, Arthropoda, Insecta, Diptera, Culicidae. The transcript is spliced from 12 exons.
UUCGGUCGUGACUGUUCUGCUCCUGGCACUUGAAGCCGACUAGAGUGACUCCAAGUCACUACUACCCGAGUUGAGGGGGGAGGGUGGAAAAGGAUUUGUUUGUCCAGCGUGGCAGAGGUGGUGUUGGCAGAGGGCACAUCUAUGAGGAUUUGAAAGCAAUCAGAUGCCGAUUCACAGUGUGGUGCUCUUUACUAUGGAGUCCUUUCGUAAGUUCUGAGAACUCGGAAAAUUCGAAUUUUCCCAGAACCAAAAACAGUACGAGAGGGAGAGAGGAGAGAGAUCGUGAAGCAUGGUGAGAGGGAGAGUGAGGCUGGCUAGUGUGCGAUAAAUAAUAAAACGUAAACAUAAAUAAAGUGCAAAAGGAUUGGCCGUUUGUCAGUCUCGUGUGGGACGUGAUGCUGGAAGGAUAAUAUUCCUGAGUCGUUGUCAUUGGCGUCGUGGUCGUCGUUGACGUCGUUGUCGUGUUUGUGCGUAAAGGAUAUAUUCUAGCGAAUUCCGUCGGACGGCACGUAUGUCGUGUAUUCUGCCCUGUGUGAGAUAAUCGGAUUUGGAAAGUGUUGUAAAUUAGCAAAUUUUACGAUUUGUGUGCUCGCUCGCUUUCACACAGCAGUAGCGUCGAGAAAUUUAUGUCCAUUGGUGUGCAGGAGCGUGUAAUUUUUGGCAUUCCAACCGGAAGAUAAAUUACCAUCCACAUAUGAGCGCCUCCGGGGCUUCUGUCCAACUGUGGCAACGCUUUGUUAGUGAGGUGGUGCUGGUGUUGCGUUUGUGAGAGAGUUUUGUGAAAAGCGUCGUGUGCCAAAAAUGGGCAAAGUUCGGCGUGGUCCUUCUUCUCGUUACCCAGUUUAAUUAGAGGAAGACGAGCAAAUAUGGAUCCUGUCUGGCUGUCUGUGUGUGUAUGUUUGCGUUACAAAUUUUCCAUUUAGACUGAGAGGAUGUAAACCGUGAAAAGUUGGCCCGCAGGAAAAAAAAGCGAGGGAAAACAUUUGAACCUCCUCCGCGGUGGCUGAUGGAACUCGUUUAAUCAAGGAGCCAUGUCGAGGAUAAUUAAAAUUGUGCUAACAACACUGCUGUUGUGGAGAUUAGGUCUGGCAAACACUAAUAAUCAUCAAUUAUCAUCAUCCAUAUCGCCCUCGGGGCUGGACCCCGGUGACCCAGCAUCCACGGCUGGAAGUGUUAGACCCAGCAGCAGCAGCAGCAGCAGUCGAAGGAGCAGUACUUACGAGGGCCAAAGUUGGAAGCAACAUGUGGGCAGCGAGGGAAAAUUAAUAGACAAUAAACUACGGGACAAACUACUUUCGCUUGUCGUCGAAGAGGAAUCCAGCGCCAGCAGGCGAACCAAACGAGAAAGCAGUCCGGAAGAGGACGAGGCCGGCAAUUUUAAUAUAAAUAAUUUCUACGAUAAUAGAAUAAGUAAUGAGAGGAAGCGCGACAGGGAUGACGAUGUUCCGCGAAUUACCGAGCAGGUACUGCCGGUCAGGAAUCUGACCGAUGACCGAAUCCGGGAGGAAACGGAACUGCUCGAGCAUUUGAACCGUGAGCACUUUUCUGAUGGAGCAAUCAGAAUGUCCGGCAUGGCAGACGGCAGCAGUCCUGCCGGUCGGAAACACCCGGGUGGCGGAGGGAAAAAGGGCCGCCGAAGAAAAGGUCACAAAAAGAAAAUCAAACGCAUAAAACCAUCCGAUGGUGAUGAUGGUGAUUCGCUCAUCGCACCGGAAAACGAUCCGUCAGCGGUGACGGCGGCCACCGGCAGUGGCGGUCAACGGGGUGAUUCCGGGACCGGCGACGUAACCAAAUUAUCACUAAGCGAAUCGGAGCAAAAGCAACAGAGCCAGAAACCGGGACGGAAAAAGCACAGACAGAAGUUGACCCCGGAGCAGCUGGCCAAGACGGCAAUGACCGGAAAGAAACGCCCCGCGCCAGAAAGGGGACAAAAGUCGCCGAGAAAGGGCCACAGCGUGGACGGAAAUUGGGAUCGCCGAGCUGGGCGGGAGUUGGUAGUGCUAAACAGCGAUGAUAUUUACGAUAAAAAUAUGCAAAUAACUGCUCCGAGCGAUGGCCGGCAAAAAGUCGUAGUAAAUUUACCCAGCGUGACCGACGCCGGAAGUAGCAGCGACAGCAGUAGCAGUGGUAACAGCUGGUGGGGACAACCGGAAGAGACGAAUCAAAGGGAUCUGUUGCAGCGGAAAUUAACACCGGUGGAGCGGAAGCUGCUGCUGCGGCAACAGAAAAUGGCCGAGAAGCAGCAGCGGAAGCAGUUGAAAAAGUUUAGAAACGGGAACUUUAUGCUUGCGCCGAUGGUACCGGAGCAGCUGCAGCAGCUCCCGCCGGCGCCGGCCACCGAUCCCAGCCCGGGCGUAAGUUCGGUGACGUUCGCCUCGGACGACAUGCAACGGACGGAGGCGGUCUCGGUGCAGCGCAUCGUCAUUGCCGGGGAUCUUUCGUGCAUGAAGGACGAUUUCAUUCCCGCACCGGCGAUUCCCAACGCGGACAUCAAGUACCUGCGGAACGACAUUUACGGGCUAGAAAACUCCUACCUGGAAGCGGAGUACCACUGCCGCAUGGGAUUCGAGCUGCGCACAUCAAACUCUACCAACAGUUCGACCCUGAUCUGCCGCAGGUCACGAUGGAUCGGCAAGAGGCCUUUCUGUGCGCGGGUGAAACCGUCAUCAACGGCAGAAGCUCCAACGACGACGACGAUGACGAACGAUGCGACAACUCCAGAGUCAGCGGGCCCUUCGGGAGCCACCAGUAAGUCGUGUGGUCGGCAGCAUGGUUGCCAGCAAGCGUGCCACCGGAGUACCAACGGAACCACCCGGGUGUGCUCCUGCUUCAAGGGGUUCCGGAUGGUGGACGGAAGAUGCGUCGACAUCAACGAGUGCGCCGAGUACGGUGAAGACGUCUGCGAGUACGGCUGCUCCAAUACGGUUGGCUCGUUUACAUGCAAAUGUCCGAAAGGAUUGCGCGUUACCGACAAUAACAAAUGCAUGGACGUGAACGAGUGUCUGCUGCGAAAUGGCCACGGGCCCUGUCAGGAUACCUGCAUCAACACUUGGAGUGGGUACCGGUGCAGCUGCAUGGGUUUGCCCGGAACGCGGUUAGGUGACGACGGCCACAGCUGUGAGGACAUUGACGAGUGCACCGUCAACAACGGGGGAUGCUCGCACACCUGCCUCAACACGCUGGGGAGGGCGUUCUGCGUCUGUCCCGAGGGAUUUAUGCUGGAUGACGACUGGAAAACCUGCAUCGACAUUGACGAGUGUCUGAACCAGAAAUCGAUCAGACAGGAAUUCCGGUGCCAGGGAAGCUGCAUCAACACCGUGGGUUCGUUCCGGUGCCUCGAGGAGGACGAGCUGGUUAGCGACGAGGAUUUGGGUCGGAUUCGAGAUGAUGGUGGUUUCGACGACAGCCGGUUGCUGGUGGUCAGACCAACUGGUGACGAUCUGAACGAUGACAGCGACGAUACGUUGUGCCCGACCGGGUAUUACUUCAACACGACGAUGGGUGACUGCCAAGAUACAAAUGAGUGCAACGUGGGAAACGCGGGCUGCCAGCAUCACUGCAUCAACAGCGAUGGCAGUUACUACUGUUCGUGCAAAUAUGGCUUUAAACUGGAGGUCGACAAGCAUAGCUGCCUGGUCCUGAACGACUCCGUUAAGCUGGCAGAUGUGGCCUGUCCGCCAUUGUUCCCCCCGAGGCACGGCUAUCUGGAGUGCAGCCGGCCAAUCGACGAAAUCUCCGACGGUCCCAACGGGGGCCGGCUGAAGAUCGUGAACCGUCCCGGGAGCCAGUGCAUCCUAAAGUGUCCCACCGGGUACCGACUGGAGGGAAAGUUUUCUAAAAUCUGCGGUACCACGGGCGAGUGGAUCGGCGACGAAAGCGGAACGUGUAUCCGAUAUCCCCAGCCCAAGCUGAGCUGCCCAUCCAGUGUGAACGUGGAGUUGCACCCGAACGACACGGACCACACCACGGUCAAGCUCCGGCGGCCCAAAACGGACGUCAGCUGGGAGCGUGACAUCGUGGUCGAACCGUACUGGGCCAAGAAGGACGUCCUCCAGCUGCCACUCGGUUCAAUCAACAUCAGCUAUACGGCCAAGCAUCCGGUGUCCAAGCUGACUUCCAGCUGCACUUUCGACGUCCACGUGAUUGCCGGAAGUCCUCCAACGGUUGAUUUUUGCCCAGACACGCAAAUCUACACCAUCGAGGGUCACCACCAGAGCGUAAAAGCCACCUGGGAGGAGCCCAUUUUCUCGGACAAUGUCGGUGUGGUCACCAUCACAAAGUCGAAUAGCCCCGGAACGGACUUUGGCGCCGGCAGCCAUCUCAUUACGUACGAAGCCCACGACGAGGCCGAGUGGAGCUCCAAGUGCGUCUUCAAAAUUGUGGUCAACGUGAGCAAACGGACCGAUGUCCAGCAUUUCCAGCUUCCGAUCCUUUAUAAUCGGUUUUACUUUUAAUUGUGGCCAAAUGCAUUCUUUCCAAGGUUUUUAUUUUUCCAACCCCCUUUCCCCUCGGUAAGACUGUCAAAAGCUGCUUACAUUAACAAUUUUAUACAUUCACUUUUUUGUUAUUGUUGUUCCAACCCAAGUUUCCAAGUUGUCGGUCACUGCCAUUUGCAACUUUAUGUGAUCUGCAAACACUCUUUUCGUCCCACUGUAAUAACUGCACAAAACCGUUUUGAGUUGAGUUGGCAAGUAACAAAAACGUCUCCCGAGUUGGCGAGAAAUAAACUUUUGCCCGUUCCUUGUUUCGC